GCAGUUGCCUCAGUUGCCCCAUGCUGCGCCUUGCGUCUCUCCUCACUGUGCUUCCGAUCGCCGCGGUCGAGACGGUGGGGUCGCUGACCCUAGAGGAAGCGGAGGAUUUGAAGGCGAAUCAGACGAGGCUAUGUGAUCGGCAACGGGUGGUGAAGGAUGUCCGAAUGUCUAGAAGAGCCCUGUGGCGUCGUGCGGAUACAGUUGCUGCUGGCUAUCCUCUGCAUUUACAGCAAUAUGUCAGGCUGUUGGCUCUGUCCUUGACUGGUUCACUGGAUCUCGCGCCAAAAUAUCCUUGGAUCAACUCCAAAAGAUUUUGUGGACUUGAUUGGCCAGUGGAAAGGGGCUUCACCAUGAGAGGUUUGGUGAGGUUGAAAAAUACGGCAGAAGUGCUCCUUUCGGUGGUGUCUGAGAAGAUUCCAGGCGAUUUUGUCGAAGUCGGCCUUUGGCGUGGAGGCGUCUCGAUUUUUGCAAAGGGCAUUCUGAAUGAGUUGGAAAGGAAAGGCUCAAGAUCCUUCCACUUAUUUGAUGUCUUCAAUGAGCAGAUUCCACUGGAGGAACCUGGAGCAAGAAAAUUCUAUGCAGAGACGCGACCCCGGCAUAUCGUGGAUUAUUUCAACAUGUUUGGAGUGGGCUAUCAAAGUUUGUACACUCACAAGGGUCUGCUCAACCAGUCCCUGCCGCAGUUUUAUCAGAAGCACAGCAAAUCUGGGAUGAGCAUCUCGGUCUUGUGCAUAGAUGUUAAAUGGUAUGAUGCAAACCAAGAUGCCUUGUACUAUCUCUACGGCUUUGUUCCCGUGGGUGGCUACGUUGUUUUCAGCUCUUACAAGGCGUCUCAGGGGGAGAGGGCCUGGGCCGACUUCAAAGCUGACCAAGGCUUGAGCGAAGAUGUGCUGUUGAGCGAUUCAGUGGGAGGAUACUUCAAGAAGACAAAUGAGCUCCAGAUCGACCAGAUCGACUUCAACAGGAUGCGAGCGCCAAGGGACUGCAACCUGUAAGGCCGAGAAGCAACGGUAGACAAAGCAGCUGCCGCGAAAUGUGAUCAGAACAGGGAAGAUGCGGAAAGAGAGAACGUGCUGUGCUUCAAGGAAAAUGAGUGAAGCCUUCGGCUUUAAGAAUGAACGUCCCAAUUUCAAAUUAAUUACAUACUGGAAUCAAACAUGCAUUUCCGAUUUUGACUAGAAUCGAGUACUGCCACCUGGGCUUUAAUGCGGGAUUCGGCUGUCCAAAAAUCGGGGGCCCCCAAAUCACUAGGAAAACAU
Molecule: messenger RNA, 1259 nt
Organism: Cladocopium goreaui
Lineage: Eukaryota; Dinophyceae; Suessiales; Symbiodiniaceae
Source: the annotation of a GenBank genome assembly